AUGAUACUAUUAUUCCCAUCUAUCCAAAAAGUUGAUGAUUUUGUUUACAUUGGAAUUUUGCUCAUAAUACUACGCACAUGCUAUUUACAAGAUGAUAAAGGUAAUGUUAGUUGUAUUUCAGAUGGUGUACAAAUAGGGCCUGAAUAUAUCAAUUUAGCUAAUAUGUGCUUGAGGCGCUAUGAUAUCAUAGGUAAAGUUAGUUUAACGGUUUUACAAUGUGCUUUUUGUUUGAGGCUUUACCAAAAACUUGCGCCAACAUUUAACAACAGUUUUAAUAAUAAAAAUACAACAGUAUAUAACGGCAUACUUGUCCAUAUGGCUUAUUCGUUGUGA
Molecule: messenger RNA, 333 nt
Organism: Debaryomyces tyrocola
Lineage: Eukaryota; Fungi; Ascomycota; Pichiomycetes; Serinales; Debaryomycetaceae
Source: the annotation of a GenBank genome assembly